Messenger RNA from Mollisia scopiformis, 1251 nucleotides. RefSeq lists its product as uncharacterized. The record is from RefSeq and is a predicted model, not a curated record. The transcript is spliced from 3 exons. Lineage: Eukaryota; Fungi; Ascomycota; Leotiomycetes; Helotiales; Mollisiaceae. The coding region runs from base 1 to 1251 and encodes 416 amino acids.
AUGGCCAUGAGAGCAGCAGCAAUAGUUAUGAGAGUACGGAUCGAGUCGACAGACCCAGCAAAAGCGCAGCAGGGACGGACCCUGGCUGUGUGGAAGUGCAGAAUGGUGUGGAUCUUGAAUGACCCUGGUAGAGCCGGCCUUGUGCGAGGCAGGGGUAGCGGUGGAAGGGUGCGGGUACUGUGCUGUCGUCGUCCAGGAUGGGACAGUCCAGUCCAGUACGGGAGGCAAGUUGGUGUCACUUUGGUGGGUUCCUCGCCAGCCACGAUUUCUCCCCCAGCAUGCACCGACACACUCACUUACCCAUCUCCUAUUAUCCCACCACCCUACACCGUCGCUCGUCGACUCCGUAGUGGCCGCAGGCACCCAGACAGGCCGCCAGUGCAGCAGCAGCACCUCUCCCGCUUGGAAAAUCAUUUCUGGGAAAGUUUCGCUGGGAUCUGCCUCGCCAGCAGACGCAUGGUUAGAUCAAUUUCAUGUCGCUCUCCUCCGUCGUGCUGCCCUUCUCUUCUCCUUCGGUCCUGGUCCCUUCUGGUCCCCAUCGGGGCCCUGAGAUUAUUACUGGAUCGAGACCUGAUUGCUAGCAUCCUUCGUUCUCUGUCCAGUCAACGCGCGCGCUGGCAGCCCUUUUCUCUCGUUACCCUCGCUAGUCGAGUCACUGUCACUGUCACCGAGUUCGAGUCCACCACCACUGGUUCUUGCCUGACAAGACCGACCAAGACCAACGUGGUGGUGGGUGGCCCUGUGUACCCUGACACAAUACAAACAAUUUUGGGUGGGACUUUGGUCCCUAGAGCGCCCUUUUUAGAAAUCGACACCGAAACCAAUCGCCAUGGAGUCGCUCCUUGGUAUCCUAUCCAUGGUCUGAUCAUGCUCGCCAAAACCUGGUACAUCGUGGGCCCUAUCUUCCUCGAAAACUUCAACCUAACCUCAAUUGUCCAGCAGCUGCGACGUGUUUAUCACAGUCAAAUUGUCGGGGAGGCAGCGUCUGGAUCUCGUGUUCCGAGGCACCAAAUGCGGUUGCCUGAGCUAUUCGGCGGCCGUCUGAUCAAUUAUCCAUGCGAUACAGAUCUCAGAUCCGACGUGAUGCCUCGGAGAGGAGACUCUGACGGUGUGCGGUCAAGUAAGCACAGAACGCGCCAACAGCACAUCAUCAUCAUACUACAGAACAUCCGCGAACAGCGGGUGCAGAGGGCAGAGCAUGGAUGUGGGGAGACUGUGGCUGGGGCUUGUGUGAUUGGUUGCGAGGCGUAA